GCUUAAAUCACGGUCACGGACGCGUCGAUCGAGCCAUCGACCCGAGCUAGGGUGCGCAGCGUACAUACGUCGUCGCCGCCGUGCUGAUCGAUUCAUCACGUAGCUAGGUUUCGACUUCAAUUGAUCGACAAUGGUGUCUUCGUCGUCGUCCCCCGCGGCCAGCGCCGAAGCCGACUCCCCGAUCGUCCACGUCGCCUUCAGCAGCGGCGCCUCCCACUUCGUCGCGUCCACGGCCACCGGGUUCCACGUCUUCUCCUGCGACGAGUCGGUCGAGCGCGUCCGCUACAAGUCCAUCGCCGACGUCUCGGACGGCGCCGAGGUGACCUCCGCCGAGAUGCUCACGUGGUCGCGCCUGGCCGUCGUGACCCGGGAGACGGGCGGCGCCGAGCACGAGGCGAUCUACUUUUUUGACGAGAGCAAGAAGGCGAUACGCAUCAGCUCGGACAAGACCCCCGGCCUCGGUGUCGUGGGCGGGAUCCGCCUUCUCGGGGACCGUGCGCUCAUCGCCGGCCAGAAGAUGGCGAUGCUGGUCCUCAGGGGCCACAUCAAGAACUCGGAGCUGGUCGCGACGGGCCCGAACCCGCUGGGGCUGUGCGCGCUGGCGGUUGACCGCCGAGCGGCGACGUUCAUGUACGCCCUGCCGCGGCCGGAGAAGGGCGCGGUGCAGGUCUGCCGGAGCGGCCAGCUCGGCAGCGUCGACGUGCGCGCGCACGCGUCGAGCCUGUCGUGCAUCGCGCUCUCCCGCGACGGCCGGCUGCUCGCCACGGCCGGCUCCAAGGGCACGCUCGUGCGCAUCUUCAGCACCGACGACGGCACCAUGGUGCAAGAGCUAAGGAGAGGUAUUGACAGAGCAGACAUCCACUGCAUCGCCUUCUCGCUGGAAUCCCAAUGGCUGGCCGUCUCCAGCGACAAGGGGACGGUGCACGUUUUCCCGGUCGCUAGCGUCAACAAGGCGACCGAGGGCGGCGGCGACGACAGCGAUAACAUGCCGGUAACACCACCGGCAGCGGCAGCGGCAGCGGCAACAGCCAAGCAGGGAUCGUCGCUAUCAUUCUUGAAAGGUUACUUGCCGAGCUACUUCAGCUCGGAGUGGUCGCUGGCUCAGGUCCGGCUCCGUGAAGGCGUCGACUACACGGUGGAGUUCUGGCGGCACCACCCCAACACCAUCCUCAUCGCCGGCACGGACGGAAGCUUCUACCGGUGCCGUUUUGACCCCGUGAACGCGGGCGAGAUGAAGGAGCUGGAACACGAGAGAUUCAUUAAGAAGAUCAAGGAGUGAGACAGCAAGAGAGAAAUAUCCCAGUCCAGUAGGAGGCUUAGCCAGUUCACCUUUAUAUGUAUACACGAUGUGUACAAUGCAAUGGCUUAGAGAGGUGUUUGCAAAAGUAAAUCAGUUUUGGCUUAAGCAUCGGUGCUUGUUUCUAAUGCUUAAUUAAAGAAGUGGCCAGGGGUUGAAAUUAAAAUUUGUGCCGGUCACUUCUUUUUGACAACUGGCUAGCCACCGGCGAGGGCAAAAGCAGCCCGCCUAGCCCAUGUGGAGAAGUUUAUAUGUGCAGUCCGACACUGCUUGCAUACAUCA
Triticum aestivum (bread wheat) is the source of this 1579-nucleotide messenger RNA. Its product is annotated as autophagy-related protein 18a-like. Lineage: Eukaryota; Viridiplantae; Streptophyta; Magnoliopsida; Poales; Poaceae. Gene Ontology annotation, molecular function: protein binding. The record is from RefSeq and is a predicted model, not a curated record. Bases 131 to 1279 code for a protein of 382 amino acids. The transcript is spliced from 4 exons.